Molecule: messenger RNA, 698 nt
Organism: Ambispora gerdemannii
Lineage: Eukaryota; Fungi; Glomeromycota; Glomeromycetes; Archaeosporales; Ambisporaceae
Source: the annotation of a GenBank genome assembly
ACACUUGCUCCAGAUGCAACAAAAAACAAGAAACUCAACUACACAUUUGGUCAUGCUCCUCCUCACAACCUCUUCUUCAGGACAUCAUUACUGAAUUCAUCGACAAACUCUCUACCAAGCUCAUUAAACAAACAAAAAAAGAAAAAAUUAUUACUGAUAUCGACAACACACAACACUCAACACAAGUCAAAGCUUUCUGCAAGUCAGCACAUUUUCUCUCUACUGAUUUCAACAACUCAGCUAAUCUUCAACUCAACAUUACUCAUCUGAUAUACGGAUUUGUUCCAGAUAAUCUCAUUACUUUCAUUAAAAAAUUUCAGUUUAAUCAAAAAACAGCCACAUCCAUAGCUCACAAAUUGACAUACUGGUUCGCCUUACAAGUCAAAAUCAAAAUUUGGAAUGCCAGAUGCACAACACAAAUCAACGCUGACAAACAUAAUAACAUACUAAAAAAACACAAAAUCAAUACCACUAACAGAUCUGGUCGCCCUGUUAACAGCAGCUCACAUUACACCUCACUAUACAAAAAAUUUUCCAAUCCAUUUCUAUGCGAUUGUGAAUUUCUUCCAGAAGAACAUAUUAACGGCAAUUGCCCUCCUGCAUUCACACCUAUUCUAUAUAGCAAUACUAACAUUAUCAAUAUCAUCAAAUUGAAAACUUUAAGCAACAAUUUGGUGGACAACCUCAGCUUUGUGUAG